AUGUUAGAAAAAAAGUUUGCUGACAUUGACAAGAAAUUUGAGAAUGUUUUAAAUAAGAACAAGGUGAAGUUAGAAAAUGCUCAGAUAAAGCCUAUACAUGACAAGUUCUUAUUUGCUCAGAAUGGUAUAACAGGUCUAAUUGCACCACCUGGGUCGGGUAAGACUUUCACUUAUCUUAAAAUGGCUGCACAACAACAAGAACUAGAUGAGAAGAACCCAUUCUAUGAGUUAGUUGUUAUUUGUAGUACUUCUGGUCAAUUUGACCAAACCGUCAAUUCGUUCAAAGAUAUUAUAAAGAAGUCUAAGUUAGUAUGUAUAAAGGAUACUGAGUUGUUAGAUUGGAUAAAGAAGUACCAAAGAAGAGUUUUGAAGUAUAAUGCUAUAAAUGAGUAUAUAAAUUCUAAGUUUAAAGACCCAAAUGAGGAAAUGCAGAGAAUAUUAGAGAAGAAACACUUCAGAAACAAACAGAAAGAGAUAGAAUACAUUUCGAAGAAAUUGCAAUCUUACGAUUGGAAGACUUACCCUCAUAGAUGUCUUCUUAUCUUAGAUGACUUUGCUUCUCAUCCUUUGUUAAAGAACAGAGAACAAGAUAUGUGUCGAAUUCUUAA
This is a messenger RNA of Trichomonas vaginalis G3, 608 nucleotides long. Its product is annotated as protein of unknown function, DUF4106 family. The annotation marks the transcript as partial. Gene Ontology annotation, molecular function: ATP binding; DNA binding; hydrolase activity. NCBI's taxonomy places the organism in Eukaryota, Parabasalia, Trichomonadida, Trichomonadidae. The record is from RefSeq and is a predicted model, not a curated record. The transcript has a single exon.